Messenger RNA from Cokeromyces recurvatus, 1154 nucleotides. RefSeq lists its product as uncharacterized. Gene Ontology annotation, molecular function: heme binding; fatty acid 2-hydroxylase activity; iron ion binding. Gene Ontology annotation, cellular component: endoplasmic reticulum; membrane. The transcript is spliced from 3 exons. Bases 1 to 1029 code for a protein of 342 amino acids. Lineage: Eukaryota; Fungi; Mucoromycota; Mucoromycetes; Mucorales; Mucoraceae. Gene Ontology annotation, biological process: fatty acid metabolic process; lipid biosynthetic process. The record is from RefSeq and is a predicted model, not a curated record.
AUGUCAAAAGUGUAUUCAAUAGAGGAGGUUGCUAAACAUAAUAAUGAAAAGUCUCUUUGGGUUAUUUUUAAUGAUAGAGUAUAUGAUAUAACUGAAUUUGUUCAAGACCAUCCUGGUGGUGAUGAUGUUAUCCUUGAAUAUGCUGGAAAAGAUAUUACUGCAAUUAUGUCCGAUAGAGAUUCUCAUAGUCAUUCUGAACCUGCAUUUGAAAUGUUAGAAGAGUAUUUGAUUGGUACCUUGGAAGGAACUGAAUUAGAUAAUGAGUAUAAGACAUAUACAGAGGAGAACUUCUUUCCUUCUCUUACUGAUACAAAGGCUGAUGUUAAGGUUCAUCAAUUCUUGGACCUUAAUAAGCCUUUAGUACCUCAAAUGUUGACUAUGAAAUUUACAAAGGAACAUUAUCUUGAACAAGUUCAUAAACCACGUUAUUUAAAUAGACCAGCUCAAUUCUUUGGUCAUCCUCUAUUAGAGCCUCUAUCUAAAACUGUUUGGUGGGUUAUUCCUCUUAUUUGGUUACCUUAUGUUGCCUAUAAUUUUUAUAAAUCUUUAUCAUUCGGUAAUGCUCUAGCUACUAUCUCAUUUUUCAUUUUUGGCAUUUUUAUUUGGACUUUCCUCGAAUAUGGUCUUCAUCGUUUCUUAUUUCAUUAUGAUGAUCGUAUGCCUGAGAAUCAGUACAUGUUCCUUUUACAUUUUGUUCUUCAUGGCUUUCAUCAUUAUUUGCCCAUGGAUAGAUUGAGACUUGUCGUACCACCUGCUCUCUUUGUCUUUUUAGCUUAUCCAUGGAUCACAGCAGCUCAUAUGUUAUUCCCAAAGAUGAUGGCUUAUGGUGUAGUUGCUGGCGGUAUGUUUGGUUAUGUUUGUUACGAUAUGACUCAUUAUUAUGUUCAUCAUGCCAAAGUUAUCAAAUUUCAUUUUGCUGAAAUGAAGAAAUACCAUUUAGCACAUCAUUACAAGGAUUUUGAAGCUGGUUAUGGUAUUACUUCAAAGUUAUGGGAUUAUGUUUUCAAGACUGUUUUAACCUAUAACUAGUCAUUUUUGUUAUUAUUGUUGUUUCUGUAAUCUUAUUUAAUCUAAUCUUAUUUGUAUAUUUUCAUAUUAAUAUUUAGAAUUUGCCUUUAUAAAAUAAAAAAGUUUAUUGUAAUAUUUAAAUACAA